AUGAGUGGUGGGAUAUCUGAUUUCAAGUUGAGCGCCGUGCUCAGCGGCCACAAGAGCGAUGUACGCGCUGUAUUGCUCCCCGACCCUUCCUUCGCGGUAACGGCUUCCCGCGACGGCUCGACAAGAAUAUGGAAGCGCACCUCUAUCUCGCCUCCAAUAUACGACGAUACAGAAUCCUCACAUGGCGCUCAAUUCAAGACAUGCCUUGCGUAUGUCCCACCCUCGAAAGAGUUCGAAGAAGGUCUUGUACUUUCCUCGGGACAAGAUGCGCUCAUUGAAGCGCGGCAACCCUCAACAACGACAGAUAUGAAUGCCGAUGCUUUCAUGGUUGGGCACAGCAAUCAAGUGUGCUCGAUAGACGUCUGCGCCGAGGCCAACUAUUUUGUGAGCGGCAGUUGGGAUAGCACAGCAAAGAUCUGGGAAAUUGGCAGAUGGGAGGUUGCUGUCGAUCUGGCAGGACAUACAGCGACUGUCUGGUCGGUGUUGGCAUUUGACCGGGAGACGGCUGUCACAGGAUGUGCAGAUCGACACAUCAGAGUCUUCGAUGUCCGAGGGAAGUUGAGACACUAUUGGGAUGCUCAAGAUAUUGUCCGUGCUCUUGCCAAACUCCCCGAAGGACAUCACACUGGCGCUGAGAUCGCUGCUGCCACAAACGAUGGGAUCAUCCGUCUUUGGACUUUGAGGGGGGAACUGGUCGCUUCCCUGAUCGGCCAUGAAUCCUUCAUCUAUUCUCUUACAGUUCUGCCCUCCGGCCAGCUUGUGAGCUCAGGAGAGGACAGAUCAGUCCGAAUAUGGGAAGGCCAGAAUUGCACCCAAGUCAUUACCUUGCCGGCUAUUUCAGUGUGGUCAGUAUCAGCUUCUCCCAAUGGGGAUAUCAUCGUGGGGACGAGCGACAAGCUUGCGCGUAUCUUUACACGGGAUCCAGAGCGUGUUGCUGGUGCGGAGACUCUGGCGGCGUUCGAAGAGUCCCUGCAAGCGUCGAGCAUACCUCAGCAGACGAUCGGCCAGAUCAACAUGACCGAUCUGCCUGGUCCAGACUUCCUCAAGCGCAAGGUAGGCACGAAAGAGGGCCAGAGUCAGAUCGUCAAAGAGGACGACGGCUCGGCAUGUCUGUACCAGUGGUCAACCUCACAGCAACAAUGGAUAAAGAUCGGCCAGGUCGUUGAUUCUGCUGCGUCCAGUGGCAAGACCGCAUACAACGGGAAGGAAUAUGACUACGUCUUUGAUAUCGACAUUGAAGACGGUAAACCUCCUCUGAAAUUGCCUUACAACAUCAAUCAAAAUCCAUACGAUGCAGCCACGAAGUUUUUGCAAGAUCAUGAAUUGCCGAUGUCAUACCUCGAAGAAACUGCCAACUUCAUUAUCAAGAACACGCAAGGUGCCACACUUGGCCAACAGGCACCCACGGGUGCAGACCCAUGGGGCACUGAGAACCGGUAUCGACCCGGUGACGCUCCCACAUCCUCAUACCAGCCUCCACCACCCACACCGAACAAGCAAACGCUGCCGCAGAAGGAAUACUUGUCAGUAGUAAUUGGCAAGCCCGGCGCAGCGAUGGCCCAGAUCAACAAGAAGAAUGCCGACUACUCCGGCACCGAACUAGCGCUCUCACCUGAUGAAAUCAGGACCCUAUCAGACGUCGCCCAACAGCUAGAAAAGUACAACUUCUCUGGCAAGGCAUCAUUAGCCACCUCUCCGACCAUCUCAUCGGCGGUCUCCAUUCUUGCUAAGGUCGUUACACGAUGGCAACCUCCCGCCAACAGACUCGCGGCUCUGGACUUGCUCCGAUUCAUUGCAGCAGCGGCACAGGAAUUUCCCUCCUCAGGUGCUGAUAGUUUCAACACCGUGGUCGGUAUUCUCAAUAGUGGAAUCUUCGACGAGCGUUUCUUGCGAGACAACAACAAACUCGCGAUGAUUUCGAUGCGUUUCUUUUCCAAUCUGCUCUACGGCUCGUCCACCGGUCGUCGGCUGGUGGAAGAAAAUCUCGAUGCCAUUGUCGGAUCUCUUAAACCCGUCGCACAAUUCGUCUUCUCUGAUGUCUCGGUCGCCAUCGCUCUGACGACACUAUACCUCAACAUUGCGGUCCUGAUCACCACUUCCGCAGGUGAUAGCGAGGCCAACGCCAGCCACGCCCUUGAGCUGCUCGCCGACCUAACCAACUUGCUGGUCUCCUUCCCAGCCGUCAACCACUCUGCUUCGUCAGGCAACCCGGCGAGCCAGUCGACAGAGCCUGCUUACCGCUCAUUAGUGGCGUUGGGCACGAUAUUGGUCUUCUUCAAGGGUGACAGCGAACUGAAGAGUGCGGCGAAGGACAUCUUCGAUGUUCCUAGCACUCUGGGAAAGCUGAAACAGGGGAAAUAUCUCGACGAGCCGCGGUUUAGGACUGUGGCGGGGGAGAUUGAGCGGGCUCUGAAGUGA
Messenger RNA from Cladophialophora yegresii CBS 114405, 2418 nucleotides. RefSeq lists its product as uncharacterized. The transcript is spliced from 2 exons. Gene Ontology annotation, cellular component: cytoplasm; nucleus. The coding region runs from base 1 to 2418 and encodes 805 amino acids. Gene Ontology annotation, biological process: ubiquitin recycling; proteasome-mediated ubiquitin-dependent protein catabolic process. Gene Ontology annotation, molecular function: ubiquitin binding. The record is from RefSeq and is a predicted model, not a curated record. NCBI's taxonomy places the organism in Eukaryota, Fungi, Ascomycota, Eurotiomycetes, Chaetothyriales, Herpotrichiellaceae.